Messenger RNA from Brassica napus (rape), 724 nucleotides. RefSeq names its product probable calcium-binding protein CML43. The transcript has a single exon. Lineage: Eukaryota; Viridiplantae; Streptophyta; Magnoliopsida; Brassicales; Brassicaceae. The record is from RefSeq and is a predicted model, not a curated record. Gene Ontology annotation, molecular function: calcium ion binding. The coding region runs from base 57 to 626 and encodes 189 amino acids.
UUAGUAUCCCCCUCGUGAUUCCUACAAGUCUCUGAUUAUACUUAUAGAGAGCGAGUAUGAAGAAGAAGACAGCAACAAUGGAGAUCACCAUUAACGAGAAGAAGAUAUUCUCGAGACAAUCUUCUUCAUUCAGGCUACGAAGUCCGAGUCUAAACGCUCUCCGUCUCCAACGUAUCUUCGACCUAUUCGACAAAAACAGCGACGGAUUCAUCGCCGUCGAAGAACUGAGUCAAGCCCUCUCACGACUUGGUCUCGACGCGGAUAUCUCGGACCUCAAACCAACCAUCGAAUCUUACAUCAAACCGGACGAAACCGGACUCCGGUUCGAAGACUUCGCAGCACUCCACAGAACACUAGACGAGUCCUUCUUUGCAGGAGACUGCGAGUGCGACGGAUCUCCAGAAUCAGAUCUAGAAGAAGCCUUCAAAGUGUUUGACCAAGACGGUGACGGGUUUAUCUCCGCCGUGGAGUUGCAAAAUGUUUUGAAGAAGCUAGGGCUUCCUGAAGCAGGAGAGAUCGAACAAGUGGAGAAGAUGAUUGUCUCCGUUGAUAGCAAUCACGAUGGUCGCGUUGACUUUUUUGAAUUCAAGAACAUGAUGCAAACUGUUCUUGUCCCUUCCUCUUGAAACUUUCUCGUUUGAUUUGUUUCUUUGAAAGAAAAACAAUUUCAAGAUGAAUCUUGUGUAAUGUUUGAUUCCAAGAAAAUCAAAUUAAUGUUCUGCUU